AUGCCUGUCAGUAAAUCGUUGAGUAAGAUAAAGAAGAACUUAAAAUCGAAGGGUAAGAAACCAACUUUGCACCCAGAUGGGCGUAAAUUCAAACAAUUAACCAGGGCAACUUUGCGUGAUGAAAAGAUAAGUGCCAGGAAAAGAGCCCAUAACGAGCGUAGGUCGAACGAGUUGGCACGUGUGAAGUUUGUCCAAGAUGUUAUUAAUUCUGAGUCAUUUAGAGAUAGAGCUACUUUUGACUUCGAUACGAUAGUAAUAUUCAUAAGACAGUUCAUUGAAAGGGAUGACGAUGAACUUAAUGAACUGAUCGAAGAGAGAAGAGCAAAUAGACCACCAUCAAACAAGCAACUCAUUUUACAAAGUAAGAAGAAUCUUGAGUUAGAAGAAUUUGCAAAGGGGUUUCUCGUGCCAGAUUUGACUACUGAACAAAAUGUCACAUUCUUAAGAAACUGGAAUGGCGAUUUUGGCUCCAUGAGUACACUUAAAUUGAUCAGAGUCAACUCAGAUGGCAAGCAAGUCGUAGGUGGUACAACUCAAUAUUAA
Messenger RNA from Kazachstania africana CBS 2517, 543 nucleotides. RefSeq names its product Tma16p (gene TMA16). Gene Ontology annotation, cellular component: nucleus. The transcript has a single exon. NCBI's taxonomy places the organism in Eukaryota, Fungi, Ascomycota, Saccharomycetes, Saccharomycetales, Saccharomycetaceae. Bases 1 to 543 code for a protein of 180 amino acids. The record is from RefSeq and is a predicted model, not a curated record.